This is a messenger RNA of Mycena citricolor, 3140 nucleotides long. NCBI's taxonomy places the organism in Eukaryota, Fungi, Basidiomycota, Agaricomycetes, Agaricales, Mycenaceae. The record is from the annotation of a GenBank genome assembly.
CCUGGGCGACGUUCACGGGGUUCCCGCCGUCCAGGAAACCCGCCACCGUCUUCAAUACUUCGACCUGCGAUGCAGCCUGCAGGUCCAUGAAGAUGUGGAUGCCCAUCGAGGACGUCGUUUUCGCGAGGAAGACGAGGAAAAGGAUCAGCAGCGGCCAAUUGACCGCAGAAAGCCCAGUCCGGCUUCGCGUGUAGGUCGUGAGCAGGACGGGGUAGCAGAACCCGCAUGUAACCACGUAGACCCCGAAGGCGAAUGUCUCCAAGAACGAGCCCCAGACUUGGAUCUUGACGAAGGUGGUAGCGGGCGCCAUGGGCAGCAGGUGAAAGCGGCACUGCAGAGAGAGCUUUGGGCUGACGAGAUCACGGCAGAAGUCUCAGGAUUUGUAACCAUGGGAGUUCAUGAUAGAGUCAGAGCGAAGCUGAUUUGGUGCGGUAUUCUUGGACAGUGAAUCACAGCGGAACAGAUUCUGAUAGUGCAUGGGAGAUGGUGAAAGAGCGCGCUCAGUUUGGUCUCGGAGUUGUUCUUGUAAAGAGCAGGAACAUAGUACAUAGCCACCCGCCCGCCGACAUUAGGGCCCAACGGAUCUCAUCUAAUCGUCGAAUCUUUCGCGGAUCAUGCUUGACAGUCCACGCGCUCCGGAUCGCAGCCCUGGCAGUGGCGCGCCAAGUCCCUGCUCAGACAGGUAAUAUGUCCGGAAUGUAUGAGGAUGUCAGGAUGCGCAUGGGGGGAUACUGCAUGACCGAGAGAGAGAGAAAGCUCGAGGCUGAGUGGGACGAGCAUAAGGGUUGGCCGAAGAUCUCCCAAACCCUAACCCCGUGUAUCUCUGCUUCAUACUUCACGCCUCCACUCGGACUAUCACUCGGAUGAAUGCAGUUCCUUGGCGGGCGAUGGCUUCAUUCGCGGAAGCAUGGUUCAGUCCCCCUACAUGCGUCUGCAGGAGCGCGAGCGCUCCCGCCUGCUCCGGAUAUUCCGCCACCGCCCGUACCUCUACGCCGCGUUCGCCUGCGUGUCCGUCGUCCUCGUCUGGCAGGCCAAGCCGCACCAGUAUGUGUCCGCGUCGUUCAUGAGCGCAGACGUGGCAUAUGCGGAGGUCUCUGUGCUGCCUUCCGCCGUGACACAUGCUGUCUCGGAGUCCGCGCCCACCAGUAGCUCGAGCUCGUCCCCGAGUCUCGUGCAUUCGACUGCCCCGCCAGCUGCUGCAGCGACGCCUGCGGCAGAUCUGCAUUGGACCCAGCGCGCACAGGACGUCAAGGCUGCAUUCUUGCACGCGUACCGCGGGUGGGAGAAAUACGCCGCCCCGCACGACGAAUUGUCGCCGUUGACACUCGCGUACAAAGAUCCAUUCAACGCUUGGGGCGUGACCGCGGUCGACUCACUCGACACGAUGCUGCUCAUGGGCCUCGAUGCCGAGUACGCCCGCGCCAUGCCGCUGGUGUCCAACAUCACCUUCGCCAUGCAUCCGGGCCUGUCGGCGUCAUACUUCGAGACGGUCAUCCGGUACCUGGGCGGCUUCCUCAGCGCGCAUGCCUUGUCACGCGACCGCACCUUGCUCGAUCUAGCCGAACAGCUCGCGGAGCAGCUGGACCCUGUGUUCGAGCGAUACGACUCUCCGUUUCCUGUUUACGGCAUCAACACGGAAGACGGUAAGCUCAGUGGCGGGGAGUUUGGCGGGCUGGCCGAGAUCGGCACUUUGCAAGUGGAAUAUCUGUAUCUGGCCAAGGCGACUGGGAAUAAACGUUGGUAUGACCGGGCUAAUGGGGUGAUCGAUGCACUGGCCAAAGCUGACGUCCGGAAGUACGGCGGCAUGCUACCCACUACUUGGAACCUGACCUCAGGCCAGCCAGUCGAGUGCGAUGACACAGAUGGACGUUGGACGCUUCACUGCCCACUGCAACUAUCUGUUGGCGGCAUGGCUGAUAGCACGCACGAGUACCUGCUCAAAGAGUAUCUUCUGACCUCCAAAACAGACAAGGCAAGCCUUGAUAUGUAUCUGCGUGCAAGCACACACAUCCUGACCAGCCUUCUGCACGUCUCUCCGGAACGCAAUCUGCUGUAUAUGACGGACACGUCCUCGACGACGCAUCUCCAUGCCGCCGAGCCAUCGCACAAGCUGGAGCACCUCUCAUGCUUCCUGCCCGGUCUCCUCGCGCUCGGCGCGCAUACGCUGCCGCUCGACGCGCUCGCCCCACGGCUGCACGAGCUGGGGAAGGACUUUGGCUUCGCAUCGCGCGGGUACGACAUCCUGUCCAAGCAGAAGUCGCUCAAGGAGCUCCAUCUCUGGGCGGCCAAGGGUCUGGCCGAGACGUGCUACAUGCUGUACGCGGACCAAGGGUCGGGCCUCUCGCCAGACGAGGUGAUGAUUUCUAUCCCGUGGGGCGAGAUGGAGGAUGGGCGGUGGGAGGCAGGUAAGGUCCGGCUGUGGAUCGAUGAGGUGCAGGAAUGGAGGACGUCGCUUGCGACGAACCAGGGGACGUUCAAGGGCCGCCGUUUCCCACCCGGCGUCGAAGAGAAUCACCAGCCUGCACCGGAGACGGGUCCGCCCGGCCGGGACUACCUCGUCAGAACCGCGGGGUACUACCUCCGCCCGGAGACGGUAGAAUCGCUGUACAUCCUGUGGCGCGUCACGGGCGAGACGCGCUGGAGGGAGAUGGGGUGGAAGAUCUUCCAGGCGAUCGAGCGGGAGUCCAGGACCGCAUCGGGCUACGCGUCGCUGCAGUACACGGAGAAGUCGCCCGCGCCGCUGCUAGACGAGAUGCCCAGCUACUUCCUGGCAGAAACGCUGAAGUAUCUGUACUUGCUGUUUCUGGACGAGGAUCCGCUUCCACUCGACCAGUGGGUUUUCAAUACGGAGGCUCACCCGUUGCCUGUAUUCAGAUGGACGGAAAAGGAGAAGGAGAAGUUCGGUAUACCGUGAGGCGUUGCCGGGCCUGUUUUCGGCGUGCCUACUACUUGUACAGCAUCUACUAUAAUAUGGACGACUUUCUACGCGAUGAAAUGAUUGGAGAGGCAGAGGGAUCCGCGGGGUGCUAUCUGGUGAGUUGGAUCGCUGAUGAGGUUGAGAGCGGGACAAAACGUUCAAGGAUUGUGAUUACUUGAUCGCCCCAAUGUCAGAGCUCAGAUCUUGAAUCUCUACCCAGUUG